CAAAUUUAGGCGUUAGUUGUCAAACAAAACUUUAAAAUUUCAAAAAAGAUUUCGUUAAUUAACUUAUUUGUAAUAUCAUAUCAUUUAAAAUGGAUAUAAAUACAAGUUCUGUUCGUAAUUUCGAGCAUGUACACAAUCAAUUAGUUCAAAGAGAUCUACACGAACAACUAGCAAGCGCUACCCUCACUUCAGAGGUCUUAUCAAAACUCAACGUCGUACCAGAUAAACUACCACAAAGAGCACAGCAAAUGCUUCAGCAGUGUGCUAUCAAACAAGCAGAAUUCAACCAGAGUCUAGACCCCAUUUCCAUAUCACUCCAGACCUCGAAAGAACUAUCCGAAAGAUUGGAAGAUGAAUACGAGAUUCUAAAAUUGAAGCAAAUGAAUGCGACACUGCAAGCGAAAAUCGAUCGUAACCACAAAUUUAUAGAGGACUUAAGGGACGAAUUGGAGUGCUCGAGGAAGUCGUUGUCCCAGCAGAAUCCGAACCCAGAAAAUAUCCACGACCAUAUACGGCAGUUGAAACAGAAAUUAGUAUCGUAUGAAGAGAGCUGUGAAAAGGCAAAGGCAAAAUAUGCAAGUCUAGCUGUACCAGACGCGAUCUUGCCCAAAGCGCUGAUGUCACUGGUCACCACGUUGGCGACGCUAAAAGAAGAAGCCACGCUGUUGAAGCAGCGAGCUGAUGAUGUCGUGCUGAUGAACAAAACUAGGGAUACAUUGAGGAUGAUCAGAUAGGGAUAUCAUUCAUCAGGCAUGGAACAAUUAUAGGACCACGAUACAUUAAGAUUGUGCUAUUAAAGUUUAAAAAUUAAUCAACCAUUUUUUUACAAUAUUACAGCU
Zerene cesonia (dogface butterfly) is the source of this 839-nucleotide messenger RNA. RefSeq lists its product as uncharacterized. Bases 90 to 734 code for a protein of 214 amino acids. The transcript has 3 exons. NCBI's taxonomy places the organism in Eukaryota, Metazoa, Arthropoda, Insecta, Lepidoptera, Pieridae. The record is from RefSeq and is a predicted model, not a curated record.